This is a messenger RNA of Pseudomyrmex gracilis, 1647 nucleotides long. RefSeq lists its product as uncharacterized. Gene Ontology annotation, molecular function: chitin binding. Lineage: Eukaryota; Metazoa; Arthropoda; Insecta; Hymenoptera; Formicidae. The coding region runs from base 418 to 1017 and encodes 199 amino acids. The transcript has 3 exons. Gene Ontology annotation, cellular component: extracellular region. The record is from RefSeq and is a predicted model, not a curated record.
CCCGUGAAGAGAACAGACUCCUCGCGGAGCUUCUCGUCUCUAGAAACUCGAAAUGACAGGGAGCGUACGUAAGACCCGUCGCAGCUAAUAUCACUUGGUCACGAGUCGAACGAGCCUUUCCUCCAGUCUUUCACGUGCCGAGCGAGCGAUCACAUACAGCCCACGAGAAACUGAAAGUUCUCUAUCCGUCGGCGCGAGUACUCUCGCGUCCUCGUGCCUUUUGUCUUCUUUUCUCGGGGCGAGUCGAUUCUCAACGUGACACGGUACGACGCGCGUGCGACGAUGCGUCCACGAUUAUAAAUCUCUUUCCGAAAUGCCAGCAGGCGGGUUGUAGGUAGUGUUUCCCGACCUACAUGUAACCUGCUGAGGACAAGAGAGGAUAGAAGUGGAAGUGUGCGGAAGGCGAAGAGGGAUAAUAUGAGGCUCCUCUGCGUGGCAAUUGUCAUCGCGAGUGCAACAUUCCUCUUGACAAUAGUCGGUGGCGCUCGUGACGGUCGGGCCGGCAAAGUGUCGAAGCGUGCAAAGCCACUCAACCCCGGCGAAGACGACUACUAUUACGAUGAUUCUGUGGACGAGAGGAACAAUCCGACGAACGAGGCGCCGGCCGUGCCACCCGGAUUCCUGAGCCCGUCUGUGCGGGAGUACCUCGAUCUCGGUAAAUCGAUACCCGGUCGACCGGGUACGGAUUAUCCCGUGCUGGGGAAGGUGCCCUAUACAAAUUUCUACUGCGACGACCAGUCCUUUCCCGGUUUCUUCGCCGAUGUGGAGACGAGAUGUCAGGCGUGGCAUUAUUGCGACAUAGACGGCCGACAGGCAACGUUUCUCUGUCCGAACGGCACGCAAUUCAGUCAGGCGGUCUUUGUCUGCGACUGGUGGUUCAACGUGAGGUGCGAGCUCAGCCCGAAACUUUACGCUAUUAACAGCCGACUAUACGGCACUCCUACCGAGAACCCGACCAGACCUCACCGGCUGAUCACGAAGGAGCUUCUGGAGAAUAUUUUUGUGCGUAGGAAAUGAAGCGAGAGGAAACAGAAAUGUCGUAGAUAGAAAUAAGAGACAGAGAGAAAACAAGAGCAACGAAAAUUUGCGAAACUAUCUAGAGAAGAAGAAUAGGAUCUAUGAAAGCAUACUUAAGCAAGGUCAAAUAGUCAAAUAGUCUUAUGUCGUGAUCCCGUUGCAACUGCACAACUUUGAGAGGAAAAUGAGAAGACGUUCGAGAGCGUCCGAUGAUAGUCGUCGCGAGAUUAUAUCUAGGAACAAUUGGGUCGGCAAAGUCCGAACGAGUAACAGAUUGUCGCGAUACAUCGUGACGAGUCGCUUGAGAGCGCGCUCGAGUCGCUCGAAUCGCGAGACGAGUGUGUUCCGAGGGAAAUUACCGGAAGAUAAAUCUUUGUCCAAUGAAUAUCGAAGCGAUCGGCAACAGAAGAAACGAAGAUCGGCGCUGAGGGAACAAGAAGGAUGAGUAUCUGCUGCGCAUUGUCAAUAAAAGAGAAACCGGAGGUGAAACUCACCCUCUUCGUCUGUCGUUCCUUAUGUCGCGAAAAAGCGUCUUGCACCCGGUUCUUAAUCGUUUAUGAGAUCCUGAGAGAGAGAAUAUGUGUGUAUGUGUGCGUGUGUGUGUGUGAGAGAGAGAGAGGAGAGAAAAAG